AGUAGUAAUUAAGGGAAAAUUUGUUUGCAUAUUCACCGCCCUCUGGUGGUGAAUAUGUAAACUUCACCCCUGUUUUCCAAAGCCUCAACAGCACCGCUGCACUGAAACACAGCAGGAAAAAGAAGAGUAAGAAGAAAAGAGCAUCAGAAUGUCUCUGACGAUCAGCAGGGCCGAGGGGGUGACGAUGUACACUAUACACUCUAACAGCAGGAGUAAAUGGCCGCUCAUCUGCCAGCUUCUGGGCACCAUGUGCUACAGCCCCGUGUGCUCGGUUUCUACGAGACUGAAACAGCAGCUUGGCUGCACUUUCACAGUUCUAGCGACUAUACAGAUCAUGGUUGGAAUAAUAAAUCUUGGCUAUGGGGCUUUGACUCCAUUGAAUUACAGUCGCUAUAUUAUGGAGUCUGCUCCCUUUUGGCUAGGAGGCAUAGUUUAUCGCGUUGGAAUCAUGUGUAUCCUAGCUCAACGUUUUCCAAGCCAAUGUCUGGUUGUCCUUACUGUGAUGAUGAAUAUAGUGAGCUCUGCAUUAGCUAUAACAGCCAUCGUGCUUUAUUCAGUGCAUCUCGGGGAGAACAACUACUGGAACAUGUGUAAUGUUCCUGAACGCCAGAAUAACUAUCGGUAUUACUGGACAACUGCGUCGCCCUCGAAAAGAGCGGAGUGGGAUGCAGCCUAUGAGCUAAAACUCAAAGACUACACGGCGUGUCUGGAAAACUGGAACAUUUCGAUUACCAUCUUCAAAAGCUUGGACGUUAUGAUGAUUGUGCUCGGUGUUCUCCAGCUCUGCGUCACUAUCAGUUGGUGUGUUCUAAACAUAAAGGCGUUGUGCAAGAAAAAAGCAGAUGGCCAGGAGGUGGAGGAUCCAGAACUUUGCAAACCUCUGAUGGAGCAAGAGACUCCCAAUCCUGUGUGUUAGAUGCACCAAAGGAACUAAAGUCGGAGUAGUUACUAUCUGUCACUUUACUCUUUAUCAAAUUUAAAAAUAAGUAUCAUGCAUGGUUAGUAAAAUCUGAGUUCAUCUGUAUGACAUUUACUACAUAUAUUUACACUGCAUAUUUUUUGUACUACUAAAUCUUUACAAAAUUAUUUUCACUUUUUGUUACUUUAUAUGCUUGAUUUAUUGGAAAUAAAUAUAUUCAGCACA
Molecule: messenger RNA, 1144 nt
Organism: Silurus meridionalis
Lineage: Eukaryota; Metazoa; Chordata; Actinopteri; Siluriformes; Siluridae
Gene: tmem176l.1
Product: transmembrane protein 176l.1
Exons: 7
Coding region: 149-916 (255 amino acids)
Cellular component (GO): membrane
Source: RefSeq, a predicted model, not a curated record